Molecule: messenger RNA, 1683 nt
Organism: Sorex fumeus (smoky shrew)
Lineage: Eukaryota; Metazoa; Chordata; Mammalia; Eulipotyphla; Soricidae
Gene: SPATC1
Product: spermatogenesis and centriole associated 1
Exons: 5
Coding region: 1-1638 (545 amino acids)
Source: RefSeq, a predicted model, not a curated record
AUGUCUCUACUCACCAAUUAUGAGGGGCUGAGGCAGCAGAUAGAGAGGCUGGUGAGGGAAAAUGAGGAACUGAAGAAGCUGGUGCGGCUCAUUCGGGAGAAUCACCAGCUCAAGACGGCAAUCAAGACACAGGCAGGGGCCCUGGGCAUCAGCGGCUUCUCUAGUGUGCUUGGCGAGACAGUGGCCAGCUCUCCUCCACGCCAAGGUAAGGGUGUCUACCUACCCCCAUCCCCGGCAGCAGCCAGCGAUGUUAUCCUGGAGGACAUAGGGUUCAUGACUCUGGCGCCCCUCACUGAAAUGCUCAGCAACUCACAGCCUGAUGCACUCAACGUGUUGCUGUCUGGCCCGGCCUCACUGCCACUCACCAGCCCCCUGGACACCUCCCUGGGCCUGCCCUCAUCUGGCACCCUAACCUCCAGCAGUCCCCUGGCCGGCCACAUGAUGACGCCCCCUGGGGGUACUCUGCCCAGCUCUCUGGCGGGCCCCCUCUCUAUGAACAGUCCCCUGCUCAGUGCCACAGUGGCCCCCAUUGGUGUCACUCCGAGCCUCCUGACCAUGGGCAACCUAGUAUUGCCAGAAGUGCCAAGGCUAAGAGUGGCAGAGACACCCCGGGCACCCAAUGUCUCAGUUCCUGCAGUGCCUCCUCUCAUCCCCAAAGUUCCUUCCCGCAUCUCAGCCCCACCACCCUCCACCGAGCAUCCCCAACAGAACCAAGAAACGGAGAACUUCAGCAUGACAUUUGUAGGUGCACCCGCCAGGACUUCCAGCCCUCUACACCAGGGGGGCAUGCCUGGCCCCAUGCCAGCUUUCUACAGCACCUCAGAUGCCCGGACGCAAUCUAGUACCCAUCAGGGGCCAGUGGCUCCUGCUUCAAUCCCCACCUCCCCAGCAGUUACCCUGCCCGUCCCACCCCCCACCCCUAUCCCCCAAUAUGCCCCCCAGGAUAGCCUCUCAAACACCACCCAGAAUGCCUCCCACACCCCUGUCCACCCUUCGCCCAGCGUCCACUCCCCUUCACGGGCCCCCUACUCCCCACCCCGAUCCUCCUCCUCCCCGGCUUCAGUUCAAGACCCCCGGGGGCCACGCGCUAUGGAGCCGGGUCGGAAGAGUAUGCCAGAACUGGACCGGAAGCUAUCCCCAAGGAAGCUCAAGCCCUCCAUGCCCACAGAGCCGAAGCAGCUGGCCUGGGAGAGGCUGGUGGGGGAAAUCGCCUUCCAGCUGGACCGCAGAAUCCUGUCUGGCAUCUUCCCGGAGCGCGCACGUCUCUACGGCUUCACGGUCUCCAACAUCCCCGAGAAGAUCAUCCAGGCCUCCCUGAACCCCCACAACCAUAAGCUGGACAAGGAUCUUUGCCAGACCCUCACCCAGCGCUACGUGAGCAUCAUGAACCGACUGCAGAGCCUGGGCUACAACGGGCGGGUGCACCCGGCGCUGACAGAGCAGCUGGUGAACGCCUACGGCAUCCUGCGUGAGCGGCCGGAGCUGGCGGCAUCGGAGGGCAGCUCAUACACCCUGGAGUUCCUGCAGCAGGUGCUGGUGGAGACAGUGCACCCCAGCAUGCUCAACGACUCGCUGCUGCUGCUGUCCUGCCUCAGUCAGCUGGCCCACGAUGAUGGCAAACCCAUGUUCAUCUGGUAAUGUGUCAGCCCUGGCCAUUAAAGCUGCAGCAGAUCUGCUCUCAAG